ACCACCUUGACGCCAUCCUUUAUCAACCGUCUUUUUCCGCUUUUCUUUCAAUCUUCCAUCAACCUUCCACCGAAUUGAGCAUACCACACACAUCAUGUCCGUCACGACCAAAGCAACAAUCGCCUCGUUCGGCGGCAAGCUCCUCAAGCUCAGCCACGCCGCCACCGCGACACGAUGUGAGAUGGGCUUCAACCUCUACCUGCCCCCGCAGGCUGCGUCCCAGAAGGUCCCGGUUUUGAUCUACCUGUCUGGCCUUACCUGCACAGCCGACAAUUGCUCCGAGAAAGGUUUCUUCCAGCACGGCGCAAGCAAGAAGGGUAUUGCCGUGUUGUACCCUGACACUAGCCCGCGUGGACUCAACAUUGAGGGAGAAAACGAUAGCUGGGACUUUGGUACCGGUGCUGGCUUCUACGUGGAUGCCAUCAAGGCCCCCUACAACAAUGGAUACAACAUGUACACCUACGUGACUGAAGAGCUGCCCAAGACUGUCUUUGAGGCUUUCCCUCAGCUGGACUCUAGUCGUGUCAGUAUCACCGGUCACAGUAUGGGUGGUCACGGUGCUCUCACAUUGUUCCUCCGUAACCCCGGCAAAUACAAGUCCGUUUCCGCAUUUGCUCCCAUCUCCAACCCAAUCAACUGCCCCUGGGGCCAGAAGGCGUUUGGCGGAUACUUUGGCGACGACCAGCAGGCCAAGUGGAAGGAACACGAUGCCUCAGAGUUGGUUAAGAAGUGGAACGGCCGUUUGGACGUGCUGAUUGACGUGGGAACUGGCGACAACUUCUACAAGCAAGGCCAACUUCUCCCAGAGAACUUCGAAAAGGCCGCCAAGGACGCCGGCGUCGAGGGCGUCAAUGUCCGCUACCAGCCCGACUACGACCACAGCUACUACACUAUGGCCAGUUUUGCGGAUGAUCAUAUUGAGCAUGCGGCCAAGUAUCUUCUUGCAUAGUGCGUUUUCUCUGUAUUUUCAAUUUUCCUUUACGGCACUUGGCCCUUUCAUAGACAUAUAUAUUAAAAAUGUUACCUGUUUUUUUUCUUAUGAAUUGAUCCAUUUCUGAUAUCUGUCAAAGCAAUCAUCAGGCCUCCAAACUUUAAUGAUAUAUGGAUAUCAAAAAUUUCAAAUAUUCGUGCCUUUUGAAAAGCUGUAUCUGGAC
Messenger RNA from Aspergillus wentii DTO 134E9, 1154 nucleotides. Its product is annotated as S-formylglutathione hydrolase. The record is from RefSeq and is a predicted model, not a curated record. Gene Ontology annotation, molecular function: S-formylglutathione hydrolase activity. NCBI's taxonomy places the organism in Eukaryota, Fungi, Ascomycota, Eurotiomycetes, Eurotiales, Aspergillaceae. The transcript has 4 exons. The coding region runs from base 95 to 949 and encodes 284 amino acids. Gene Ontology annotation, cellular component: cytosol. Gene Ontology annotation, biological process: formaldehyde catabolic process.